AGUUAUAAGUUACAACCAGGGGGAAGAUGCCACCAGUCCGGUCCCAUACACGACUUUCUUGUGACGUAUUAUGCGCGGAGACCUUUUGUGACGUCACCAAGCAUCAAUUCGCUACAUAAACUGUGUUCAGCUUUGAUAUAUAUCAUCAGUACAAUCUCUUUUUUCAAUCAGGUUGUUUCAGGUAAUCUUUUGCCGCAUAGUCUGCCCUAGCUGACGCUGUGCAGAGAAUACUACGAUUGGAAACGGUUGGUUAGACCCGUUCGCACUGCACAAGAAAGCAAGAUGGACCGUAGUGAUGAGAGAAUCAAAAGAGCUUUAAGGCGCCGCCCUUAUGUGUUGAAUCCAGUGAGGGUGAACACCCCUGAUUCUGUGAUGUGGCCAACCGGUAAGGUGCACAGAAGACCAAGGCCUUCUACUUCAGCGCAGACCCCUCAGAUCCACAAAAGGCCUCCAAUCAUUGAGAGCUGUGGGCAGGAACAGACAUCUGGGGAUGGACGGGACAUCAAUCCAGAGCCUCUCAGCCAGUCUGGAAGGGUGACUCGGCUGAUGGAGAGAAAUUAUGAUGGGGUCAUCUCAUCCUCCAACUCUGAUGACAUCUCUAUCUACUCCUUCACUGACUGUGAAUCUGAGUCUGAUGAUGAGGAUCAUGAAAGGAGGACACCACCGCUGAUAGUGAAGGAUGAGGAGGAUGGAAAGGUGACAAAGUUUGAAGUGAGGGAUAUGGUAGAGGACGACAAUCUGUCUCUCCACUCCUUGGAUGAAUCAGACUUUCUGAUUAUUGUGGCCAAGCCCAACAUCCUUCUCCCUGCCUCUGUGAGUGCCCUGAAGAAGGCAUCACGCCUGACGGAGUUGGUCCCUACUGUCCGGCCCUGCAAGGAGCAGCAGGACAAGAAGACACAGUGGACCAACACCAACAAGGAGAGCCUGAGGAGGAUUAAAAAAAACUGGCCUCCAUAGAGCUCGACCUGGAGGAAGGCCUGAAGAAGGUCAAUGACGGUCAGGACGUCAACCAAGAGAGGCAGAAGAAUGAGGGAUGCUUCAGAGCCUGGAUUGAGAAGUGGAUGGGGAGGAGGAAGGAGGAAAGACUGAGGGAUGAAGAUGUGAAUAGGGAAGACAAAGGGAGGAUGGGCGAAGAGGUGAGGGCACUGAUCCAAGUGAUGAAGAGAAACUGCAGUGAACGUGAUCUUGAGGCAGUAAACCUGGACACUUGGCUGAAUGACUUGGAAAGGUUGAAAGUGGCCUUCAAGAAAUGCACUGGAGAGAUGGCCAAAAUGAGCCCAGGGAAAGUCUCUGGUCCUGUGUCUGGCCUCUCUCCUCUUGUGACCUCAGGACCCCGGACCCUGGCUGAAGCCCUACGGGCCCUGCCCUCUGCUGUGGCCCGUCCCUCCCAAAAGGAUGUCCCAAAGCCUCCGACACCUCCAAGCCCCGUCUCUGUCAUUGUUGCUUUGCCUGCUGUGGAGUACUUACCAUACCACCGCAGCCCUCGCCUGGCCCCAAUCACCAACCUGAGUGAGAACGGCAGGAAGCUGCUCCAGAAAAUGUCAGGAGUGACCCCACAGGAAGGGAAGGUCAAAAGGAAAAAGAGCAAGGGAAAAAAGCAAGUGAAGAAAGAGAAGGCCAGCAAGAUGCAGCAGGUGGAAAAUGUUGGAGAAAGUAAGGAGGACAAGAAAGAGGAAAAGAAGAGUCUGAGGAAGAGGUUUCUCCAGUGGCUGCUGCCCAAACUGAGAUGUUCGAAGAAAUAAUGGCCUACUACUACAACACACACACACACACACACUCGAACUUCAGAGCUAUAGCGGCUUAUAACCACACUGACAUAAUAAAAUGUAAAAUAAACGUUA
Messenger RNA from Salmo salar (Atlantic salmon), 1841 nucleotides. NCBI's taxonomy places the organism in Eukaryota, Metazoa, Chordata, Actinopteri, Salmoniformes, Salmonidae. The record is from RefSeq and is a predicted model, not a curated record.